AAGGGGAAAGGCCCGCGGUAGGGGCGUGGCCAGGAUUUGGCGCCUUCCGAUGACAUCACCACCCUUAGCGACGGGCGGUUGCUAAGGGCGCCAUGGACGCCACAAGGAGGCCUCUCUUUAUUCCUCCUGAGAUUGGGCUCUACGCCGAAAAACACAGUCUGUUCCACAUGAUGCAGGGCAUGCUUGAAGGUUUGCUCAUCCACAGGCCAGAGGAGCCCGUAGAGUUCUUGAUAAAACAUUUGAUGGAAGACAAUUAUGAUGUUCCCAAGAUCUGCAUACUUGGCCCGCCCGCCUCUGGGAAAACGACUAUUGCAAUGUGGCUUUGUAAACAAUUGGCAACCCCGCGGAUCUCUCGGGAGACUCUGCUAACCAACGGAAGGUCACAGCUGGCAGGCAAAGUCGCAGAGUAUCAAGGCAGGCAACAGACAAUUCCCGACAAGUUGUGGGCUGAACUGAUUGAGGAACGCCUGCAGUUCCCGGACUGUAGUCACCAAGGCUGGGUGAUUGAAGGGCUUCUCGAACGCCGAGAACUGGCGCGCUAUGUGCAGGCCUUGGGUAUCUUCCCCAGGCAUGUUGUGGUGCUGUCUGCUCCAGACACCGUGCUGAUUGAGAGGAAUCUCGGGAAAAGGGUGGAUUACAUCACUGGAGAAGUGUACCAUACGACGUUUGACUGGCCAGUUGACGAGAGCGUUCGCCGGAAUUUGGUGGUGCCCGGAGACAUCUCUGAAAUGGAGACGGCAAAGCGGCUGCUGGAAUAUCACAGGGAUUUUCCCGGAAUGCUCCAGUCCUUUGAGAAGUCGGUGAAGUUGAUCAAUGCUGACCAGCCGUGCGCGGACGUCUUCUCUCAGGUUUUGACCCACGUCCAACGUCCGCCUCGAACUCUGGCCCCCUUUUCACCCCGGAUUCUUCUCUGUGGGCCCCCAGGUUGUGGGAAAAGUCUGCAGGCAGCGUUACUAGCUCAGAAAUAUGGCAUCAUCAAUGUUUCCUGCGGGCAAAUGCUCAAGGAAGCUGUAGCCGCUGAGACAAAACUCGGAGAACUCAUUAAGCCGUAUUUUGACGGCGGAUGGCCAGUGGAAGACAACAUUGUCAUCAAGGUCCUGUCGGAACGGCUGAACAGCUUGGACUGCCACAUCAGAGGCUGGGUGCUGCACGGUUUCCCGCGGGACGAGGACCAGGCCAAGAUGAUGCUGCAGGGCAAUAUCAGCCCAAACAGGGUGUUUUUCCUGCAUCUCCCCCUCGAGUCGAUUCUGGAACGCCUGUGCUGCCGGAAGCUUGACCCGAUCGCGGGAGAAAGGUACCACACCGUGUUCAAGCCAGCUGUCUUGAAACAGACCCACGACCGCAUCCUUACACACCCAAGGGAUGUUGAAGAGACCGUGAAGGAAAAGGUGGAGAAGUACUUCCGGCUCUCCAGCAACAUGGAAAGCUUCUUCGAAGAUGCCAUUUCAAUCAAUGCUGACCAAGACCCCCAGACGGUCCUUGAGUACAUCGAGAGCUACGUCGUCAAUCCGCUUCCGGUCUUGAAGACCUGGAGAGAGGGGACCCCUUGCCCGAUGUAGUUCACGUCCCUACCGGUAGGGAAAUCUUAAUCAAAUGCUAAAUUGAAUCCUGGUUGGAAAUACUUUCUUGAAAUCUUCUAGGCAAGCAGUUGUUUUUGUUUUUAAGAAGUUUGUUCUCUACAAGAUAGUGAAAUAAUAAUAAUAAUAAUAAUAAUCAAGAAAGCCUGAUCAGGCCCAAGGCCUAGAGAAUUCCCUUGCAAAAUUCUGCAAGAAAGCUCUUGCAGAAUUAACCAGCAAAGACACAGAUGACCUACCCAUGGCCCCAUUUUGGGUGGGUGUGUCAGAGCUGACUAUAUUCACUGAGAAUACAGUCUGGAAUUUGAUUUGCUUUUGCUUUUUCUUCUCCGUCCUGCACAGGAAAAGUAAGAUGUUAACAUCUUUAAUAAUCUAGGAGCGGUUUUGUGCCCAUAAUGCCACGUGGGUCAGAGGAAAAGACAAUCUUUCCCGUCUACCGCCAUUUCUGACUUCUUCCAUCUUGGUGAUUGUUGGGAGGUAAACUGUAAAUCAGAUUCCCCUAAGUUUUGCCUGGUGUGUCAUUACUUUGGAAUGUGCAACCUUGACGAUUAAAACUUUGUUGGAUUGCA
Molecule: messenger RNA, 2143 nt
Organism: Hemicordylus capensis (graceful crag lizard)
Lineage: Eukaryota; Metazoa; Chordata; Lepidosauria; Squamata; Cordylidae
Gene: AK8
Product: adenylate kinase 8
Exons: 13
Coding region: 93-1559 (488 amino acids)
Biological process (GO): nucleoside triphosphate biosynthetic process
Cellular component (GO): cytoplasm
Molecular function (GO): nucleoside diphosphate kinase activity; AMP kinase activity; ATP binding
Source: RefSeq, a predicted model, not a curated record